Molecule: messenger RNA, 3100 nt
Organism: Paramuricea clavata
Lineage: Eukaryota; Metazoa; Cnidaria; Anthozoa; Malacalcyonacea; Plexauridae
Source: the annotation of a GenBank genome assembly
AAAAAAAUUUACCAAACAUUGUUUUGAAACUAGAAGCUAGGAAUGUAAAACUUAAACCGUAUAAAUAAGGAACAGGUAUGAGGACCGUCAUAUCGUGUGGUGUUUGGUAGGCUCCGUAUAUACAAUUUAAUCUUUGGCACUUUUGCAGAAAUUGUUCAAGAAAUGAAAGGUCUUGUCGUGUUUGUACUUGUUCUGUUCUGUCUUGGUUUGGUACCAGAAACAGAAGCAACGGUAAGUGUAUAUGACAGUUUACAGUGAAUUAAAUUAAGCAAUAUCGAGAAAUGUCUGUUGACGCUUACGGCAACCCAUCAAUUGAAUAAGUUGAAUCUCUUUCACGGCUUGUUUGCACUUGCAAUUCUCGCCGAGAUUUCUAGUGAGAUUUUCUUCUGCAUGUGAACGAGCGCAUGAGAAUUUUCCGAGUACAUGCAUGUACCACUCUCAUCUGAACAUUCAUAACUCAUCCACUCGUUCACAUCCAUCAGAAGGAGAAAAACUAAUUUUCUUCCUGGGAGCACAACCUGGAGACAUACAUUUCCUGCAGACCAACGGAGUAUUUUUGUGCUAAAUCUGCAUCUGCAGACUAGGUGAUUUGGGGGCGGGGCGGAGGAUGCGCGAGGGAAAAAAUAGAAGGCCUAGUGGAUUUCCCAACAACAAGGCCAAAACUGCCGUGAAACUGCCCUGGUUGCGAAAUGCCCAAUUGUUGCGUUCUCAAACAGAAUUAUUUGCAACUUAACAGCGAAUUUAAACCGAUACAGGUAAAAUAAACUCAUUUAUAGUAUAAACUUACUAUUUUUAUUUGUAUACACGCCUAGAAAAUCGGGUUUUUUAUCAUAAAGUUUGAAGCAACGCUAUUAUUAUGUUGCGAAAGGUCAAAAUGAGUCAAAAUAUUACUACAAAAUAGAACUUAGUUUAGUCAUAAAAUGUUUUUAUAGUUAAUGUAAUAACUACUGGACAGUAUAAAUUGCUUUAGUUGUUGGUUUCUGAUCAAUUUCGGAUCACAAAGUUAUGGGGCUAAUUUGAGAACUUGUGAAAUCUACUAGGCUUUCACGAGGCAAAUGACCAUUGCGAUAAUUACCAGCCGAGUAAAGGCCUAGGUCUAGGCUGUGUCAACCAUAUGUUGUUGCGCCCAAAGUGGGACAAUGGUUUUCAAGCACAAAUCUUCAUUCGAAUUUCCUGCAGCUGUUUAACAUUUCUUGCGAGCUCGCCUAUAUUUUCCAGCCCUGGUCAACGGACCUUUAUUUCUUUCUGUUUUAUCUAUUAUAUAGCUACUUGACAGACAGGUAGAAAGACAGCGUUACUUGGGAAGAAGGCCAUAUUGUGUUCCUAAAGGAGGAUACUGUUUGACAAGAAAUGACUGUUGUCUUAAGCCGUCGAAAAGAUUUAAAUAUAAAUGUGCCCACUGGCAAGUAAAGUAUGUUGGAGUAAUUCACCAUAUAUUUUAUAUGAACAUAAAUUCAGAAGUUCAAUGACCAGUCAUGUAUCUAUGACAGUAAUGUGCAGUUCAACUGCUGGUAUGAAGACAUGAAUGAUAUUUUGAUCAUGAAUUUUUAAUGAUGCGAGGAGAACUCUAAAACAUAAAUAUGGAUGAAUAUAAAUAAACAGAGAAAUGUUUUUCGUUCUUCAUUUCAGCUACAAGAAAAGAAAUUGCUACUGAAUCUCGAUGAGAACCACCAGAGACCCGAAGAUGAAAGACAGGAAUAACAAUACGAACAUAAUUAAAAAUUGAUUUGUGGGAAUAAUUUUAAUUCAUUGAAAUGACUCUUAGUUUGAAUAUAUAUAUCAUCUAUGAAGUAAACACAAUUAUUUAGUAUUUUUACACAAAUGAACAUAACAAAUCCUACACGUUGAUUGGUCAAAUUUGACGUAAUAAGCUGUUAUAUUCACCUACAGGUGAAUAUAACAAAACAGAAAUUUUCAAAAUGGCGGCUAACCCGUUUUGUGGAAGUUUACUGACAAAGAAAUAAGCGAAAUUAAAAUAAAUUCAGUCUCAAAAAAACACAAAAGCUUGUGUAAAAAUACUAAAACAAUUAUUCGCCUCAGGCUCGGUGAUUAUCGGGAAAUUUUAACCUCGAUUUCGUCUCGGCGAAUAUUCCCCGAUAAACACCUCGCCUUCGGCGAAUAAUUGUUAAAUAUUACAACGAAUUUAAUGAAUAAAUAUUUACAUCGGUGCAUAUGUGGGUGCAUAUUUGUUUAUUUAUUUAUUUAUUUAUUUAUUUACUAAGCUUCCUCGUCCAAUAAUACUUAUACAGUCACAAGAACAAAACGGCUCAGGAAUAUCAACACAGCGUGAACCAAUAACGUUGAUGACUACAUUCAAUGUACACGAUAUAAAACAUACAUGCAUGUACACACAAUACACUCAUUCGACAACCACGUCACAAAUUCUUCGCCAGCGCGGGAGCCCCACUCCGAUGAAAUAUGAGCGAACAGCCUUUCGAAAAGUUUGUGACGCAUCCCUAGCCCCCAUGGUUUAUACCCCUUGUCCCCAGAAGCUGAUGAUGGUUCUCGAUGAGUUUCCAUCCUGCAUUCUUUAAUAAGUUGCUGUUUCAACCUUCUGACGUCGAGAAAUAAACGAAUUCGAUAAGACAAUGUUCGGCCAUUAUUCUGAGAUGCCGUCCUUCAUAAGACACUUUGUUCACUUUUUAAAUGGUGUGGUUCUUAGAAGGGCUAAUACGAAGCCAGAUUUGCAAUCCUAUUUCACUCAGAGUGUAUCGCCGUUGAGAUCCCAUCCUUCUUCUUGUUAAAAAGUUCCUCGCAGCACUGACAUGAUCAGAGGCAGCCUCAAAAGAGUAACUUGGAGGCAUCUUCUGUUCUGAUUCUGUUCUGAUAUAUUCUUCGAGCAUGAUGAGGCCCCGUCCACACCUAUCCGGAUUCAUUUCUCCGUCCACACGUAUCCGCCCACCGUAACCGCAACCUUUUGAAAACGGUCUCCAGGGUGGAAACUUUGGCAAACGAAUUCGGAUACGUGUGAACGGGGCCUUGGUUGCUGAACGUGAUGAGGUUUCGCACGCUUCAGUCAUGACAGUCUUCAAUGAGCAGUCUCAACAUGCGCACGGAGCGCUAAAGUAAAAGAAAGGUCCGUUAAACAAUUGUUUUAAAA